This is a messenger RNA of Parnassius apollo (apollo), 420 nucleotides long. Lineage: Eukaryota; Metazoa; Arthropoda; Insecta; Lepidoptera; Papilionidae. The record is from the annotation of a GenBank genome assembly.
AUGAAAGACGCGUUUCACUGUCAAGAUUAUGAACCUUACCAACGCAACACUCCUACAGCCCGUACUCCAAGACGGUUGUUGGACCGCGCCCGUAACGGGCUUCACCCACACCUUUACAUGCUUUACCCACCUGAAGAAUGGCCACUCCCACUUGAACUUGAACGCUCACCGCCCGGCGAGGGAGCCGCCGGGGACGAAACUUAUUCGUCCGUUGAUGUACUAGUAGCCUCAACAAAUGUGGAAUCACCAGUAGCAUGUAAUUUGGAGCACACUCCAGCCACAGAAACUUGUGACUCAGAGCACUCUCCAGCAACUGAAAAAUGUGACUCGGAACAUUCUCAAAACCGGAACAUUUACACAGCUAUUGUCAGCAACUUCCAAUACAUUGUCAUACUCCACUUCACUUUGCCGCUGUUGUGA